Effrenium voratum is the source of this 3006-nucleotide messenger RNA. Lineage: Eukaryota; Dinophyceae; Suessiales; Symbiodiniaceae. The record is from the annotation of a GenBank genome assembly.
AUGGACGAUGGCACGGAGGGUGAGGACCAUCCACUUCUUCCGAGCCAGCGGCAGCGCGUGUGGCCGCGUCGGGCGUUUGGCUUCGCACUGCUCACAGCAACUCUGGCGGCCUGGAGGCCGGCAGCUCUGGAGCAGGCGGAGGCGGGGCAGCUUCCAGCUGCGAAGGUGGCCAACGUGAGCUUCAUUGCGCUACGGCAGACAGGGCUCUCUGGCUGUCCCUUCAGGUGUGGGGACUGGGUGCCCUGCCUUCCCGGGCUGAUAAAGCUGACAUCUACAACCACCAGCUCAUCUACAAGUACAACCACCUCCAGCAGCUCCUCAAGUACUAGCUCAUCGACCUCAUCUUCCAGCAGCAGUACAACCAGCAGCACCACAACCAGCAGCUCCACAACCAGCAGCUCAAGCUCCACCAGCACCACAACCAGCAGUACCACCAUCACGACCACAACGUCCACGCCAGGCAACACGUCAACUACUACUACUACAUCCACCACCUCCAGCUCAAGCAGUAGCUCUACAACCACCAGCACUUCAAGCUCAAGUACUACUUCAACUACGAGCUCCACAUCAACAUCGUCGUCGUCCUCCUCUUCGUCCUCCACGUCAUCCUCCACGUCGAGGACGUUUCCGACUGUGACAAGCACAAGUACGUCGUCCUCGUCAUCGACAACCUCAACGUCAAGCAGCACAUCAUCAAGCAGCACAUCAUCAAGCAGCACCUCAUCAAGCAGCACCUCAUCAACCACCUCAUCAACAACAAGUACCACCACUACGCCCUUCAUUUGUUCCGAUGGAUGUCAAAUCCCACUUCAUUGGCUUAACGAUCAGUUCUGUGACUGUUCUGACUGUGGGGACGAGCUGGCUUGGACCUGUGCCACCUGCGGAGCACAGCCAGAUGAUGCUCAGAAGAUCGGCAUCGCCGUGGGCACUUCAAUGACGGCGGCCAUAGGCAUAGCUCUAGGCGUCAGCCUCGGCCUCACCACAGCGCUCGCAGCCGUGUUCCUGGCGACAGGGUCCUUCACCCUCGCCGUGCCAGACGCAGAAGCGUUCCAGGAGAAUGAAGAGGCUGUGGCUGCCUUGAAGAGGACCGUCGCUCAAAUCGCGGGCCCCGAGCGCGACGAGGCGGAUGUCACCUUGAUCCUGCCCUGCGCGGAUGCGCAUCGUCGGCUGCGAAGGCGGCUGGACGACAGCCUGGGCGUGUGCUUCAAAAUCAAGGUGAAGGGCCAGGAGGCCUCCAGCAGCGUGUGCCAGCGCCUCACGGGCGUCGGCUCAUCCGCCGCUCAGCGGAUCCUCACCCAGGAGCUGUCCAGCGUGCCGAACACGGGCGGUGUACGGAUCAUCUCCUUCGAGGCAUCCCCCAACCCAGUGGCGAACAACCCCACGAUGAACUCCGGAGCCGACGACUUCUUCGUGAAGCAAGUUCCGGACAAGUCCCACUCUGAAGUGUGCAAGCGUUCGCUGCUCGCUUCCCUGCAGCGCCGGGUGUUGGCCACAAACCGCGCCAGCCACGGCAGCCAAGCGGCGAGUGGAGAGCGGCCCGAGCUGCCGGAAAGUGAGGUGGAUGUCCUGAGCCGCAUGACUCAGCAGGAGUUCCAGGAGCUGGUGGCAAAGCCCCCGCUGCUGGACGAAGGAGAUUUUCAAGCCAAGCUCCAUCUGCUGAGCAUGGAGCGUGUACCGCUGAGAUUCGAUGGCUUGGCCCAUGAGCAAUGGGUUCAAGUUCACAUUUAUAACCUCAGCGAGACUUUUGUUGGGCCCAACCAGAUGUUGACCUUCUCCGAGGGCCUCGCCAUUGGCGGCGCCUUCCAUGUGGGGGUGGAGGUCUAUGGAGCUGAGUGGUCCUAUGGGGUGUAUGGAGUCGCUUGCGACCCUCCGCGCUCUGAAACUGCGCACGUCUAUGAAUGCAGCGUCUACGUGGGGACGACAGCGAAGACUCGCCAGGAAGUAGCUGAAAUCCUUCAGGCGAUGUGCAGCCAGUGGCGUGGCCGAGACUAUGAUGUGCUCAGCCACAAUUGCUGCAGCUUUGGAAGGCGGUUCGUGGAGGAGCUGGGCGUAGGGCCGAUGCCUCUCUGGGUGGACCGCUUUGCGCGCACCUUGCAUGCUGGCCGAGAAGCGGGUCGAGAGGCGAUGGAGGCCAGCAGCCAAGCCGUGCAGCAGGCGGGCUAUGCCGUUGCGCUCUACGGGCAUCACGCAGGACAGGUCUUGCACAAGACCGUCAUGGAGGAUGUGCCGGUGUGGGUGGAAGUGGCGCGGCCCCAUGUGGAGCGUGCAGUGGUGGAGACCCAGGUCUUCCUGGUCAGCCAGGGGAACAAAGCAGGGCAAGCUAUCCACCGCGUGGUCAUGCACGAUGUGCCAGUCAUGGUGGAGACCGCCCGGCCCUACGUUGUGCAGGCGGGCGAGGCGGUGCAUCGGGCCGUGGCGGAAGAUGCGCCAAAGGCGGUGGAGGCGGCGAGGCCACACAUUGAGCAGGCGGUCACCACGGCCGUGCAAGCCACCCGAGAGGCCGUGACCAGCGCUCAGCAGACGCUCAGCGUGCACGCCCAGCUGGCCUCCGAGCAGCUCUCGGUGGCGUGGCAAAACAUGCCAGAGGUCUUUGGAUCUGCGUCCAGCUCCAGCCGCAGCAGCAGCUCCGACAUGGAGACCUUGGAGGCGCCGACCGCUGCGACCGCCACGCCUGCGCGGAUCGUGACGGGGCAAGAUAGGCCCCCCUUGCCGCUACCCGAGCGGCGGCAAUCUGUGCCUCCAUCGUCCCUGCUUGCGUCGCCGCGGGGUGUGCCGACCAUUCCAUUUGGGCACCAGGCUGCGACGCGAACGAGCGUCACGAGGCCGGCGCACCAGGCGCACCAGGCGCACCAGGUGCACCAGGUGCACCAGGUGCACCAGGUGCACCAGGUGCACCAGGUGCACCAGUUGCAACAAGCACAGGCGCACUGGCAACCACAUCCAGCUGUCAUGGGACAGGUGCCCCAUGGACUCGUACCCACGACAGCGAUGCCGCUCCGCAGAUAG